Gloeophyllum trabeum ATCC 11539 is the source of this 726-nucleotide messenger RNA. RefSeq lists its product as uncharacterized. The record is from RefSeq and is a predicted model, not a curated record. Lineage: Eukaryota; Fungi; Basidiomycota; Agaricomycetes; Gloeophyllales; Gloeophyllaceae. Bases 1 to 726 code for a protein of 241 amino acids. The transcript has a single exon.
AUGGUCGAAUUCAAUACUCCGAACAGCGGAUCUGGAUUUAGGGAAGGGCUACGUAUCGCACCCGAAGUCCUCACACCGGGGGGCGGCACCAGAGUACAACGGAGUCGACAUCUGUCCUUGAACGAGGGAAGGCUUACCAGACAACCCACUCUGCUUAGUGUCGGCUGUUCUCCCGCAACGAAUGCUGCCGAGCUUAAGUAUCUCUUGGGGAAUUCUAAUACAAAGCUGAAGGCCAAGGCGAAAUUAGGACCAUCUCCUGGAUCUGCUUCUACUCUCGGUUCUACUAGUGAUGGUCCUAAAAUCUACCUGGAACAAGCUAAAGCGCGGGCAAGAGUGGAACUUGACAUCAUUCUCAGCAACGAUACCUGCGUUCAGGGAGGGGUAUUGAAGGGACAGGUCAAUUUAUGCAUCAGGAAACGGUCCAAGAAAGAGGCCCCUAUUCUUCUCUCGGAUGUGAAACUCAGGAUCGUCGGCUUCGAGUGUAUCCAGAAUCGUGACGGAAGACAUAUCUUCUAUCAAUAUGCUGUUGCGUUGAACGCUGUCGCUCCUGCUUUAUCACCGAUAUAUGUGUCCGGGCCAGAUACGGAAGGCUACAUGGAAGCGAAAGAGGGGCUUCAUCGAGUGCCAUUUGCCGUGACACUGCCUAUAGAAAGUGAAUAUGGAUCUCCUAAAGGUGUCCUUACCCUUCCAUCCGGCGUGGCCGUACGUUACAUAGUCAUGAGGUAA